Fusarium tjaetaba is the source of this 897-nucleotide messenger RNA. RefSeq names its product endonuclease exonuclease phosphatase family. NCBI's taxonomy places the organism in Eukaryota, Fungi, Ascomycota, Sordariomycetes, Hypocreales, Nectriaceae. The coding region runs from base 1 to 897 and encodes 298 amino acids. The record is from RefSeq and is a predicted model, not a curated record. The transcript has a single exon. Gene Ontology annotation, molecular function: 3'-5'-RNA exonuclease activity.
AUGACUCAACUCGACAUCCCCUCGACCGCAUCUUUGAGAAUGGAAGUUCUCAACAAGCACCAGAGAAUGCCUCUGCGCAUCCUCACCUUCAACGUUCGCUACGCAACGAACAAUCGUGAACAUAAUGAGAAACCAUGGGAUGUGCGCCGGCCUAAGCUCAUCAAUCAAUUGAACUUUGUUACCGCCGGCCAUGAAAGCCCCUUCAUUUGCCUCCAGGAAUGUCUCAACCACCAGGUCAACGAGAUCCAGGAGGAUCUGGGCUCUGAUUGGAAGCAUGUUGGCCGUGGACGCGGAGAGAAACCUGAGGACGGAGAGUUUUCUCCUAUUUUCUAUCGCAAUGAUGUAUGGAAGAACGUACGCAAGGAGGUCCGAUGGCUGAGCAAGACACCCGAGAAGCCCUCUCGCGGUUGGGAUGCAGUCCUGAACCGAAUCGUCACAAUGGGAGAAUUCGAACACCGAGUCACAGGUACCCGUGUCGUAGUAUUCAGCACGCAUUUCGACCACAUCGGUGUCAAGGCCCGUCAGCACAGUGCCGAGCUCCUCAUCAAGUUCGCCAAAGAAUGGGGUCAAGCAGGCGACAAGAAGGCGUCAGCCGUCCUCAUCGGCGGCGACUUCAACAGUGAGCCCGAGGAUGGCGCGUACAAGACAAUCACGGCGUCUGGGUCAGGCAUCUCUGACGUAUCGGACCUGGUGCCCAAGCAUAAACACUACGGCAACGAAACGACGUACACGAGCUUCGGGGAGGGGUGGGAACCCUCGCGUAUCGACUUCCUGUUCAUCCAGGAGCCGAGAACAGCUCAUGUCAAGACUUUUGGGGUUCUGGCCAAUGGGUUUGAUGAUGGCGUUCGUGUUUCUGACCAUCGACCUGUCGUGUCAGACUUGGACAUUGUGGUUUGA